Bacillus rossius redtenbacheri is the source of this 3450-nucleotide messenger RNA. It is a transcript of the gene Gyc32E, whose product is annotated as guanylate cyclase 32E. Gene Ontology annotation, cellular component: plasma membrane. The transcript is spliced from 22 exons. Gene Ontology annotation, biological process: protein phosphorylation; cGMP biosynthetic process; intracellular signal transduction. The record is from RefSeq and is a predicted model, not a curated record. Bases 1 to 3450 code for a protein of 1149 amino acids. NCBI's taxonomy places the organism in Eukaryota, Metazoa, Arthropoda, Insecta, Phasmatodea, Bacillidae. Gene Ontology annotation, molecular function: protein kinase activity; adenylate cyclase activity; peptide receptor activity.
AUGAGGGCGCUGCUGGUCGUGUCUGCUCUGCUGGGCUGCCGGGGUCAGCGCGCCUGCCCGCCAGUUGUACAGGAAGAAGGGCACACGGAGGCUGGAGCUAGCGCAGUGACGGUGGGGUUCCUCGCCAUGUACUCGCACGCGCCCGUGGAGCUGGGGGCCAUGCCCCUGGCAGUGAGCGCAGUCAACCAGGACCCUCGCCUGCUGCCACACCACAGACUGCACUACCUGCCAGCAGACAUCGGGGGCGGUCCGGGGCGCAGUCCGGGGCAAGUGCUUGCCCUCCAGGUCAUGACCCAGAUGAGGGACAACGGCACCGUCGCCUUCAUCGGCCCCGGCGACACAUGCCGCUCCGAGGCGCUGGUGGCCGCUGCCUGGAACCUUCCCAUGAUCUCAUACAAAUGCGCAGACACCCGGGUGUCCGACAAGGAGGUGUACUUCACCUUCGCGCGCACCCUGCCGCCGUCCAGCAAGGUGUCCAAGUCCGUGGUGGCCCUGCUGCGCGCCUUCAGCUGGGACCAGUUCGUGCUGGUGGCCAGCCCGCGCUCCGGCUGGGUGGCCCAGGUGCGGGAUGCCAUCAAGGCGCUCUGUCCGGAGAACCAGCUGACCGUGACUGCGGAACACGACCUGAGCGAGUCCUACCUGCACACCAGCCCCUUCCUGGAGCAGCUGGACCACAUCGUGGCUGACACGUACCGCUCCACCAGAGUGUACUUGUUCCUGGGCGAGCACUAUGCGCUGGUGGACUUCGUGGACCGCCUGCAGCAGCGGCGGCUGCUGGACACGGGGGAGUACGUGGUGGUGUCCGUGGACGACCUGGUGUACGACCCGGGCCGCCGCCUCGCCGUCGUCUUCAGGGAGUACCUGGACCCGCAUCUCAGCCAGGACUCCAGCCACAGGAGGAUGCUCGCCUUCCGCUCAGUGCUGAAGCUCACGCCCUCUUCCCCUCGCAACCCGGCCUACAAGCAGCUGAGUGAGCAGAUCAGGAAGCACGCAGCUCAGCCUCCCUUCUGCGUGCCCUUCCACAGGACGGUGUUUGACAGCAUCACGGUGCCGGUGGGAGCAGCACAUCUGUACGACGCGGUGAUGGUGUACGCGCGGGCGCUCACCGAGGUGCUGCAAGAUGGCGGAGAUGCCAGGAACGGCACCGCCAUCCUCCAGAGGAUCUGUAACCGCUCCUACCGCUCCGUGCAAGGACACGACGUUUUCAUCGACGCGAACGGAGACGCGGAGGGCAACUACACGGUUGUGGCCAUGCUGGAUGAUGCCGAGGCCAACACCAGUCUGCCCAUGAGCAUGCAGCCGGUCGGCUACUUCCGGUACAAUCACGUGGGCUCCGACGACCUGCCGGUGAGUGAGUUCCGCUACUUGGACGAGCAGCGGCCGUUCCAGUGGGCUAGAGGGCGUCAGCCCAGGGCGGAGCCACGCUGUGGUUUCCGUGGCGAGAAGUGCGUCUACCGCGCGGACUGGCGGGUGGUGGCACUGCUGGGCGUCCUGUUCAGCGCCGUGGCGGCAGCUGCCGUGCUCGUCUACAAGCACUACCGCUACGAGCAGAAGCUGGCCUGCCUGCUGUGGAAGGUGGACAUGAAGGACGUGACCUUCAUCCCCACUGAGGCGGUCGACUCGUGCGGCGUUCAAAGGAGCAUGGUGCAGGUGUGUCGCAGCAGCAUGCUGCAGGCCUCGGGGGCAGGCGACCAGGCCGACAGCGUGCCCAGGAGGGCCUACACCCGCAUAUGCCUCUACAAGGGCGCCAUCGUGGCCUUCAAGCCCGUCCACAAGCGCCACGUGGACAUCACGCGAGGCAUCCGCUUGGAGCUGAAGCAGAUACGUGAGGCGCGCCAUGAGAACCUGGUGAGCUUCGUGGGCGCGUGCGUGGACCCGGGCAAGGUGUGUGUGCUGACGGCCUACUGCGCCAGGGGCAGCUUGGAGGACGUGCUGGCUAACCGCGAUCUGCACCUGGACGCCAUGUUUGUGUCGUCCCUCGUCGCUGACAUACUCAAGGGAAUGAUAUACAUCCAUGACAGUGACAUCAUUUCCCACGGGAAUCUGAGGUCGAGCAAUUGCCUCGUGGAUAGUCGGUGGAUACUGCAAAUAACUGAUUUCGGUUUGCAUGAGUUCAAAGCCGGGCAGGAGGAGCCAGACUGGCAGCAGAAGCAGCAGGCGCGGCUGCUAUCGCGUGCACCAGAACUGCUUCGCUCCCCCUACUCACCGGCUCGUGGCUCUCAGAAGGGCGACGUGUACUCGUUUGCCUUCGUACUGUACGAGCUGGUGGGCCGCGCUGGGCCCUGGGGCGCCAAUGCACUGCCCCCUGCAGAGACGGUGUCCCGGGUGCGGGCCGGCGGGGGGCGACCCUGGAGACCGCCCCUGGACCAGCUGGACGCGGCCCCAUACAUCUCCCGGUGCGUGCGCGCCUGCUGGCACGAGGACCCCGACCUGCGGCCAGACUUCCGCCUGGCACGCGUCAUGCUCAGCGAGAUGCAGCACGGCCUAAAGCCAAACAUUUUCGACAACAUGCUUGCCAUCAUGGAAAAGUAUGCCUACAACUUGGAAGGCAUAGUCCAGGAGAGGACGAACCAGCUAAUGGACGAGAAGAAGAAGUCUGAAGCACUGCUGCAUCGCAUGCUUCCGAAGAGCGUGGCCGAUGCCCUGAAGAGGGGGGAGCCGGUGGAGGCAGAGAGCUUCGACUGCGUCACCAUCUACUUCAGCGACAUCGUGGGCUUCACCGAGUUGUCGGCCCUCAGCACGCCCCUGCAGGUGGUGGAGCUGCUAAACGACCUGUACACAUGCUGUGACUCCAUCAUCUCGCACUACGACGUGUACAAGGUAGAGACCAUCGGGGACGCCUACAUGGUGGCCAGUGGUCUGCCAGAGCGCAAUGGGGACAGACAUGCCGGCGAGGUGGCGAGCAUGGCGCUCCACCUGCUGUCCGCCGCCGCCAGCUUCCACAUCCGACACCGUCCCGGCGAGCAGCUGCGCCUGCGUAUCGGCAUACACUCUGGCCAGUGCGUGGCGGGCGUGGUGGGGUUGAGGAUGCCCCGCUACUGCCUGUUCGGGGACACAGUCAACACCGCCUCGCGCAUGGAGAGCUCCGGACAAGCGCUCAAGAUACACAUCUCGCAGGCGACCGCGCGGCUGCUGGACCGCCUGGGCGGCUACGUCUUCGAGGAGAGGGGUCUCGUCGCGAUCAAGGGUAAGGGAGAGAUGCUCACGUACUGGCUGAUCAGCGAGGACCCGGCACAUCGCAUGGAGCGUAUCCGUGAUGACUUGCUGGGAGCUACUCUGGCCACAUUCUGCUCCGACAGGCCGAGCGGGACUCAGACGCCAGACCUGCUGCGGGGUCCGGCGGGCAGCGAGGUCGGCCUGUCCUCGGGCCAGCUGGGCCAGCUGUCCCAGCUGUCCCAGCUGCACCUGCGCGCCGUGCAGGCGUGCGCCGGCCAGCGCCCCCAGGUGUGA